Aspergillus mulundensis is the source of this 1170-nucleotide messenger RNA. RefSeq lists its product as uncharacterized. The record is from RefSeq and is a predicted model, not a curated record. Gene Ontology annotation, biological process: biosynthetic process. Lineage: Eukaryota; Fungi; Ascomycota; Eurotiomycetes; Eurotiales; Aspergillaceae. The coding region runs from base 1 to 1170 and encodes 389 amino acids. Gene Ontology annotation, molecular function: catalytic activity. The transcript has 5 exons.
AUGGCCCGAUCACUGCAGGAUUAUAUCCAGAUAAUCCGAACUGACGGCAAGCUCUUCAGCAAUAAGAGUCCCCAUCGCCCACUAGAGCUCCGUCAAAACACAGCGAACCGCAUCCUCCUCUACCCGGGCUCGUUCAACCCUCCCCACAGAGGCCACUUCGCCCUACUGCAGCAUGUGUUCGAGAACGCCCCCGCCGACUUGAAUCUGAUCGCCGCCAUCAUAUGGCCCCUGAGCGACGAAGGCGUGGCAGAUAAAAAGGAAGAUCGCAUGGACGAGGAUGCCAUGAUCCUGACUAGAGAGGAGAGGGUGCAGCUGUGGGUCGAGCAUGGGCUGCGGGAUUACAUGUGGGUGUACGAAGGCUCGCCGUUCACAAGCUCGAUAGCCCAAUGGGCAAGCUUGAAAUCGCAACUUGCCAACGUUUUAGGCAGUGAUGGCUUUGAGCUUGAGUUCUGCUGCCUCCUUGGGCCGGACUUGAUUGACGGAUUUGAUGCUUGGUAUUGCAGGGAUAUUUUGACCAGCGAUGCUGGACGCGAAUGGGAGAUCGUGACGUCUGGAGGGGGGAUACCGACACAGUUGGACGGAUAUAAUCCCUGGACUUCCUGGGAAAGGCCCGAGACAAACAUUCGAAGACCGGCCCAAAACUCCGGAGAUGGAAAGAGGGGUGGUCAAGCCCGCGUCACCGGUUUGGAUGUGCUGCAGAACCGCAAGCCCGUCUUCCACGCUCACAUUCAUACCAAAGCCCAAAGACAACAAGAAGACGACCGAGAUCAGCUCGACUUUGAUUUGGAAGCUGAUCAAGCACGCUUCAACCGACGAGCUCCGGGGAAUAGAAGCGUCACUUGCGAACUUGGUGUUGGCGCCUGCUAUUUCCGACAAGAGAAUAGCCUAUGGGCGAUGGUAAUACCAACGGCUAGCGAUUCUGACGUCUGUAAUUCCAUCAUUAUCCGCGCGGAGGCGCAUCAGCCCAAAGGGACUUGUAAUGUUCACGAGAAUCGUCUCGUCUAUGAUCUGAUAUGCUGGGUGAUAGGAAUGUCAGAACAUGCCCAAGAAAAGGUUACCUUCUAUGCUGAGGCGAGUCAGUUCGGUGGAGCUGAAGGAAAGCGAUCUACCCACAGCGUCUGGACCCUGGCGAGUCGCGACAUUCGUGACGAUGACUUCUUCCUGGAUUGA